Daktulosphaira vitifoliae (grape phylloxera) is the source of this 1181-nucleotide messenger RNA. RefSeq names its product ATP synthase subunit b, mitochondrial (gene ATPsynB). The transcript has 5 exons. The coding region runs from base 142 to 960 and encodes 272 amino acids. Gene Ontology annotation, molecular function: proton transmembrane transporter activity. The record is from RefSeq and is a predicted model, not a curated record. Gene Ontology annotation, biological process: proton motive force-driven ATP synthesis. NCBI's taxonomy places the organism in Eukaryota, Metazoa, Arthropoda, Insecta, Hemiptera, Phylloxeridae.
UAAUAUCACUCGACUGGUUACAUCUUGGCUUAAUCGCCGACAUAAACUUAAUUUUUUCUUUAGAGUUGCAUUUUAAAAUCUGGCCCUUCUGAUUAAUUUAACGUUAGUAACUUUUUAAUAAUAAAUUAUUUACUCAGCAUAAUGCUUUCAAGAUUAGCUCUUCGUUCUGAACUUUUCCGAGUGGUGCCCUUAAGUGUUAAUAUUCGAGGCACGCAAACUAAACCAGUAGUUCCUAGUAGCAAUGAAUCUAUCAUUGUACCUGGAUUUCCUAAACCAAAUGGCAAACCUCAACCAAAUCCUUAUGAUGGUCCAGAACGCGACUUAGUUAACUUUCCUCGAAUGGUAAGAUUAGAACAUCCUAGCAAGACGAGGUAUUUGUUUGUACCAGAAGAGUGGUUUGAAGUUUUUUACAAAAAAACUGGUGUAACAGGACCAUAUGUAUUUGCUGCCGGACUUACUACAUAUUUAUUAAGCAAAGAAAUAUGGGUUGUGGAACAUGAGUUUCCCUAUGUACUAGCUACAGCUGGAUUGUUUUACAUUGCAUACAAAAAGUUUGGCAACUCAUUUGCUUCUUACCUUGACAAAGAAAUCGAUGAAUAUGAAGCAUCUUGCAAUGCUGGUCGCCAAAGUGAAUUAGACAAUUUAUCAGAAACUAUCGAAAUACAGAAAAAAGAAGUUUGGAGAACAGAAGCUCAAAAAUAUAUUUUUGAAGCCAAACGUGAAAAUGUUGCUUUACAAUUAGAAACAAUUUACCGUGAAAGAGCUCAGCAAGUAUACAAUCAGGUUAAAAAACGUUUAGAUUAUCAACUGGAACUUGCAAAUUUAAAACGUACGGUUCAACAAAGACACAUGGUCAAUUGGAUUAUUGAAAAUGUUUUGAAAUCUUUGACAAAUGAACAAGAAAAACAGAGUUUCAAAAAAUGCAUGAUAGAUUUAAAUGCAUUAGCAUCAAAAGCUUAACUUCUAACAAAUCAUUUCAGAUUUAGAAAAUAGGUUGUUAUUAAAAUUCAUUAAAAAAUUGAUUAUAUUUAGAUGCAAUUGAGGAAUAAACUGAUAUAAAUUCAAUACAUAGAAAAUAUUGUUUACAUAUUAUUUAUGAUAAAUUUACUACCAAUAUUAUACAAUAUUUAAAUUUAUAUAUAUACUUGAUUUACAAAAUUAAAAACUGUAUUACUUCAUAA